Messenger RNA from Perca fluviatilis (European perch), 1613 nucleotides. RefSeq names its product keratin, type I cytoskeletal 13-like. The coding region runs from base 60 to 1103 and encodes 347 amino acids. The record is from RefSeq and is a predicted model, not a curated record. NCBI's taxonomy places the organism in Eukaryota, Metazoa, Chordata, Actinopteri, Perciformes, Percidae. The transcript has 7 exons. Gene Ontology annotation, molecular function: structural molecule activity.
UCUUCUCUCCUUCCCCCUGCACCGGCGAACAGACACUGCUCUUUAAUCUCUCCAUCAUCAUGACCAUGGUGUACUCCUCCCGAAGCUCCAUGGGCGGCGGCUUUGGCGGAGGUGGCUUCGGCGGCGGCAGCGGCUUCGGCGGUGGGGGUUUUGGCGGCAGCAGCAGCCGAGCAUCCUUCGGCGGAGGCAUGAGCGCGUUCAGCAUGGCAGGAGGAGCCGGAGGAAGUGGGGUCAGUAUUAAGGACGCCAUCCUCCUCAGAGGGACGGUCUCGCUGAGCAUCGACAACGCCCAACUGGCUCAGGACGACUUCAGAAUCAAGUUUGAGAAUGAGCUGUCGAUGCGUCAGUCUGUGGAGGCGGACAUCGCCGGGCUGAAGAUGGUGCUGGGAGAGCUGGGCGUCGCCAAGACCGACCUGAGCAUGCAGAUCGAAAGCCUGAAGGACGAGCUGGUCACCAUGAAGAAGAACCACGAAGAGGACCUGAUGUCCAUGCGCACGCAGAUGAGUGGUCAGGUGAACGUGGAGGUGGACGCCGGUCCGCAAACCGACCUCACCAAGGUCAUGGAAGAGAUGAGAGAACACUACGAGAUGCUCGCCGCUAAGACCAACAAAGAGCUGGAGUCCUGGUUCCAUUCCAAGUCGGAGAUGCUCAGUAAGGAGGUGGCAACCACAGAGAUGACGAUCAAAUCGACGGUCUCGGAGGUGAAGGAGGUGAAGAGUCAGCUUCAGGCUCUGGAGAUCGAACUCCAAUCACAGCACAGCAUGAAAGCGUCUCUUGAAGCCACACUGGCCGACAUCCAGGGCCGCUACGCCAUGCAGCUGAACGGAUACCAGAUGAUGGUGAGCGGUAUGGAGGAGCAGCUGGUGCAGCUGAGGGCUGACCUGGAGCGACAGGGACAGGACUACCAGAUGCUGCUGGACAUCAAGACCAGACUGGAGAUGGAGAUCGGCGAGUACAGGAGGCUGCUGGACGGAGAGGCUGGUGGUAGUGGCGGCGGCGGCGGCAGCGGCGGCGGAUCGACAGGUUUGUCCUCUUCCUCCUCCUCAACCGUCAUCAGCAGCAGCACCACAGUCGUCAAAAAAGUCAUCGAGGAGACCAUCUGAGACCAAUCAUACGUCUUACCUCUGACUCGGGGGUGGAGUCAAAUCUCCACUGACUCAGGAACAUAUAAACACACUAUAAACACUCAUUAAGGUAUCUGAUUUGGGGUCUAUUCUUAAUCUAAACAUUGAUGCAUUCACACUGAAUUGAUUUGGGAAAUCAGUGGCGAUACCCAGCCCUAGAUAUGACACCUCUGACAUGAAUCAAGGUUGCCUGAAUAAUGGCUGUAAAAGAUCAGUGACUACAUUUACAUGCACAUAAUAUUCCAGUUUUUGUCCUCAUUCUGAAAAAGACAGUGUCCCUACCAAGCUGUUUCCACGGCUAUAGAAAGUCAAUAUUCCACUAAUAUUCCUGUUUACAUGACCUGUGUCAAAUUUGUGGAAUAUUAGUGUGCAUGUAAACAUAAUCAAUGAGUCAAAGAUUGUCAUUGUGUGAUAGUUUGGGUCAGGGACAACUUUACUUCCAACAAAGCUUCUGUCUUCUUCAAGGAAUAAAACUCAACUAAACUCAAA